UAAACUACGCAGCAGCUUGGUUCUCGUCAAAACACAAUUCGCAACCGAAAGAAAGGAAAAGAAAAGAAAAACAAAAGAAAAAAAAGAGAGAAUAAAAAGAGACCCAAAAAUUUAUAUUACUGAAAAAAAAAGAUGAUCCUUGCAGUAUUGUUCGCAAAUGUUGAAGGCAACAUCUUAAUCGAACGGUUUAGUGGAGUUCCAGCUGAGGAACGGCUGCAUUGGAGAUCUUUCUUGGUUAAGCUGGGGGCAGAUAAUCUAAAAGGUGUUAGAAACGAGGAGCUCCUUGUUGCUUCUCACAAGUCAGUUUAUAUUGUUUACACAGUGCUUGGGGAUGUCAGCAUUUUCAUUGUUGGCAAAGAUGAGUAUGAUGAACUUGCGUUGGCAGAAGUCAUCUUCGCCAUAACAUCAGCUUUAAAGGAUGUAUGUGGGAAGCCCCCUACGGAGCGCCUCUUCCUCGACAAGUACGGAAAGAUAUGCUUGUGCCUGGAUGAAAUUGUUUGGAAGGGACUGCUGGAGAACACAGACAAAGAAAGAGUUAGAAGGCUAACAAGAUUAAAACCUCCAACAGAGUUCUGAGUCUGAAAGCUCUUAAAAUCAACCAGCUAAAUGGAGAUUGUAAAAGUCUUGGUUGUUUGUGUCUGUCCCAUGGAACGCUCUUCAAACUUUUGCUUGUAACAAAUUGGUAACAUCUUAUUGAUUCCUGCUAUGUUUCUUUUGAACCAUGGAGAGGCAAUUGUAUGAUCUGGAUCCUGAGUGUUAGAUUCCUUUUUAUGAUGUGACUAUUAAAAUUUUCAGGAUCAAUGUUUCAUUGGACAUCUGGGAAUGCCACAAAACUGUCCAAAGAGAUUGAAACUAGGAUGGUUGUUGACUUGUUGUUCUAAGAAAUCUGAAUACCUAUUGUACAAUGUAUUAAAUAAAUUGAAAAUAAUUCUGGGA
Messenger RNA from Populus nigra (black poplar), 936 nucleotides. RefSeq lists its product as uncharacterized. Bases 133 to 576 code for a protein of 147 amino acids. NCBI's taxonomy places the organism in Eukaryota, Viridiplantae, Streptophyta, Magnoliopsida, Malpighiales, Salicaceae. The record is from RefSeq and is a predicted model, not a curated record. Gene Ontology annotation, cellular component: COPI vesicle coat. Gene Ontology annotation, biological process: retrograde vesicle-mediated transport, Golgi to endoplasmic reticulum; intra-Golgi vesicle-mediated transport; intracellular protein transport. The transcript has 5 exons.